Necator americanus (New World hookworm) is the source of this 2874-nucleotide messenger RNA. RefSeq lists its product as uncharacterized. The record is from RefSeq and is a predicted model, not a curated record. Bases 1 to 2874 code for a protein of 957 amino acids. Gene Ontology annotation, cellular component: cytoplasm. The transcript is spliced from 24 exons. Gene Ontology annotation, molecular function: saccharopine dehydrogenase activity. Lineage: Eukaryota; Metazoa; Nematoda; Chromadorea; Rhabditida; Ancylostomatidae.
AUGCCUCUCUCUACGGCUGUUUUCGAUUUCGAGAUUCGUGAAGGGGGGAACUCGGUUAUUAAGGGUUAUAAGAAGAUGCUCUUACACAAAUUAACAUCAUGUAGUCGAACGACGUUACGUAGUUGUCAGACGUUUGUCGGCCGUGGAAAGCCGACACUUGGUAUUCGACGUGAGACGAUUAACGCUUGGGAGCGACGUGCACCAUUAGCUCCAGCGCAUGUGAAGAAAUUGACGAAGGCUGGCGUCAAUGUACUCAUUCAACCGAGUAAUCGUAGAGCAUACCCUAUUCAAGAUUAUAUCGCUGCUGGUGCGGUUGUGCGAGAAGACCUCUCAGACGCACAACUAAUCAUAUCAGUUAAGCAGGUCCCUGUGGAUCAACUUAUUGCUAACAAGGCUUACGCAUUUUUCUCACAUACCAUUAAAGCUCAACCCGAUAAUAUGGAAAUGCUGGACACUAUUUUGCAGAGGAAAAUCCGACUGAUUGACUAUGAGAAAAUCGUUGACGAAAAGGGAAAACGUUUAGUCAUGUUUGGGAAGUGGGCGGGGAAUGCUGGUUUCAUCGAUAUCCUCCAUGGUCUCGGAUUGAGGUUGCUUGCUUUGGGUCAUCAUACUCCAUUUCUUCAUAUGGGGCUCGCUCACAACUACAGCGACUCUCAUAUGGCGGUUAAUGCCUUGCGAGAUAUUGGAUAUGAGAUCGCUUUAGAUAAAAUGCCACGGUCACUCGGACCCCUUGUCUUCAUAUUUACUGGCUCCGGCAAUGUUUCACGCGGUGCUCAAGAGUUGUUCGAACAUUUACCUCACGAAUUUGUUGAUGUUGCUACUUUGCCAAAAGUUGCGCAAAAAGGACAGUUGAAUAAAGUUUACGGAUGCGUUGUUGGACGAGCAGAUCACAUGGUCUCCAAAAACGGAGGUUCAUUUAACAAAACUGAGUUCGAGGAACAUCCGGAACGAUAUAUUUCGAAGUUUGCUACUGAAAUUGCUCCAUAUGCUACUGUGAUAAUAAAUGGUGUGUAUUGGGAUGCUCGAACACCGCGAUUGAUCACUAUUCCUGAUGCUAAGCACUUGCUCACUCCGAUUCAAAAGUAUGAAGUUCCGGGAUGUCCAACACUACCUCACCGACUGGUUGCAAUCUGUGAUAUUUCUGCGGAUCCAGGAGGUUCAAUUGAGUUUAUGACCGAGUGCACCACCAUCGACAAACCCUUUACAAUUUACGAUGCUGACUUUCAUACUACAAGCGAUAGCUUUGAUUCAAAGUCUGGUUGCCUUGUAUGCAGUAUCGACAACAUGCCUGCGCAAAUGCCCCUAGAGGCGACAGAGCAGUUCGGGAAUCUGCUGUUUCCAUACAUUUUCGACAUGUUGAAUUGCACAACGGAACAGCCGUUUGAUCGUUUAACAUGUCGACCAGAGGUAAAAGGUGCAAUUAUCACAAAUGGAGGGAUGUUAACACCUAACUACGAGUACAUCUCCGAUCUUCGUAAUGCAAAAGCAACAGCUUCCUAUCAUAAAUCACGCGUAAUGGGAGCAGACGAGAAGAAGGUGUUACUGCUUGGUGCUGGAAUGGUCAGUGGACCAUUUGCAGACUUCUACUCUAAACAGCCCAAAGUACAAGUGACAGUAGCCACUGAAUCUCGUGAGGACGGGCAUCGACUAGCGAAAAGCGAUAACAUUACUCCUCUUGUCGUUGAUGUAGCCAGAGAACAUGACGUGUUGGAACAACUAGUAAGAGAUCACGACCAGGUAGUGUCUUUACUACCUUACGUCUUCCACCCAAUGGUAGCAAAGUUGUGUAUCAAGAACAAGACGAAUAUGGUCACAAGCAGUUAUGUUUCUCCAGAAUUACAAGCAUUAGACAAAGCGGCACAAGAUGCUGGAGUGACCAUCAUGAAUGAAUCAGGCCUCGAUCCUGGAAUUGACCAUAUGCUUGCGAUGGAAUGCUUCGACGAAAUAAAAGAACACGGUGGAAAGAUAACUUCUUUCGUUUCUUUCUGCGGUGGUCUUCCUGCACCAGAAUCAUCCGACAACCCACUUCGCUAUAAAUUCAGCUGGAGUCCCAAAGGUGUCCUAACGGCGCUUCUCAAUCCAGCCAAGUAUUUACAAGAUGGCAAAAUCGUGGAAAUCCCGUCUGGAAAAGUUGUUGACCAUCUUUAUCCAAUCGAUUUCAUGCCUGGAUUCAAUCUGAUUGGCUAUGGUAAUAGAGAUUCAACCAAAUACUCAGAAAUAUAUGGACUUGGAUCUGACUGCAAAACUUUAAUUCGUGGGACUCUUCGGUACAAGGGAUUCGUCGAAACAGUUAAAGCGCUAGAUGCUGUUGGAUUGUUGAGUACUGAACCACAAGAUGUCUUUAACUCGGUUAUGGGCCCGGAUCUUACUUGGAAGCAGCUGAUGGCAGCUUUACUCAAUCAAAAGCAAGAUAUUUUCCCUGAUUCGCUCCGAAACAUCGCCGCUGAAAAACUUGGUGGUGUUAACUCAACUGGUAUGAAAGCUCUGCAAGAACUAGGCCUCUUCAGUGAUAUUGUUGCUGAUAGACAUGGAACUGCUUUGGAUACACUGGCUCCAUAUUUGUCGAAGAUACUCGCAUUCAAAGAGAACGAACGGGAUCUGGUGGUGCUGAAUCAUGAUAUUGGAGUUCGACUACAAAGUGGGAGUAUGGAGCGACACAGGAUCAGUCUAGUCGCUUACGGAGACCGCAAUGGAUUUUCAGCUAUGGCUCGGACUGUGGGAUACACUUGUGCCGUUGUGUCGAAUAUGGUUCUGCAAGGAGAAAUCCAACGGCCUGGCAUGCUACGACCUGUAACUAAAGAAGUCUAUCGCCCCGCAUUGAAGCGGCUAGCCGACUUCGGUAUUGUUGCGUCGAAGACGAUCAUUCCGAUGUAA